ACGCUCACCUUGUCCCUCCCUCCCCUCUAUGUCAACGCUCACAACGGUCACUCUGCACACCCCGCUGUCGGUAUAACCAUGGCCCUGUUGAAAUCCAGUAAGGUGAUCUGUGGUAUUGGGAGUAUUUCCCCAUCCUUGGGCGUUCUCCCCAGCCGUAACAGCUCAUGGUGGGGGGGAGUGCAGAUGGGCCCCCCUGAUCCCAUCCUGGGGGUGUCUGAGGCCUACAAGAGGGACUCCAACCCCAAGAAGAUGAACCUGGGAGUGGGGGCCUACAGAGAUGACCAGGGCAAGCCGUUCGUGCUCAGCUGUGUCCGCAAGGCGGAGGCUUUGAUUGCUGCGAAGCAGUUGGAUAAAGAGUACCUGGGCAUCGGGGGGCUGGCAGAUUUCACCAAGUCCUGUGCCCAGCUGGCCCUGGGGGCCGACAGUGAGGUCCUGAAGAGUGGCAGGAACAUCACCGUCCAGACUAUCUCAGGAACUGGAUCUUUGCGUAUUGGAGCAAACUUUCUGUCCCGCUUCCACACGGAGGCGCGUGACGUGUACCUGCCCAAGCCCUCCUGGGGGAACCACACCCCCAUCUUCAGAGAUGCUGGCAUGCAGCUGAAGGCCUACCGCUACUACGACCCCGCAACCUGCGGCUUCGACUUCAAAGGCGCUCUGGACGACAUCUCUAAAAUCCCAGAGAAGAGUGUGAUCAUGCUGCACGCCUGCGCCCACAACCCCACCGGCGUGGACCCCCGCCCUGAGCAGUGGAAGGAGAUCUCUGACCUGGUCAAGAAAAGGAACCUGCUGGUGUUCUUUGACAUGGCCUACCAGGGCUUCGCCAGCGGGGACAUCGACCGUGACGCCUGGGCUGUGCGCUACUUCAUCGAGCAGGGCCACAACAUCAUCCUGUCCCAGUCCUUCGCCAAGAACAUGGGCCUUUACGGUGAGCGUGUGGGAGGGUUCACAGUGGUGUGUGCUGAUGCCGAAGAGGCCAAGAGGGUGGAGUCACAGCUGAAGAUUCUGAUCCGGCCCAUCUAUUCCAACCCACCCAUGAAUGGAGCCAGGAUCGCUACCACCAUCCUCAACACACCAGAGCUCUACACCAUCUGGUUGGGGGAGGUCCAUGGCAUGGCUAACCGCAUCAUCAAGAUGAGGGAGCAGUUGGUGGCUAACCUGCAGAAGGAAGGCUCCACCUGCAACUGGCAGCACGUCAUCGACCAGAUUGGCAUGUUCUGCUUCACAGGACUGAAACCCGAGCAGGUGGAGCGCCUUACUAAGGAGUUCUCCGUGUACAUGACCAAGGACGGACGCAUCUCCAUGGCGGGCGUCACCUCGGGCAACGUGGGAUACCUGGCGCAGGGAAUCCACGCCGUCACCAAGUAGAGAGAGGGGCAUGCUGGGAGAGCAAGGGGCACUGUGGCACUGGACAUGAAUACAAUCAGAACAACAACAAUAGUGGAGCUUUCUGCAUUCCUCCUCUCCCCCACACACAUCCACCAUCCCUCAUUCUGUGUGACUGUUGAUGUGGUUUGAUCAUGGCUUCAAUUCAACCCCCCCACCCCCCGUUGUUUAACGGUUACACCCCCCCUGACCAGACCACUGUGUCAGGUUGUGCUCGGGUGUAUGUUUCGGCUUAUUUAUUAUAUAUGAAGUUUAUUAAUGAUCUGUUUAAUUAAUGUCCUAGAUGAAUGCUUCCUUUUCAAACCAGCUGCAUGAGAUAUGGUUCCACCAGUGUGUGUGUUGGGGAGGGAUAGGUGGGUGUGUUUUGGUAGAUGGGGAAGGGGGCAGGGUUGUUAUUUAUGUUAAAGAUGGGUUGCAUUUCAGAUUCAUUUCAGCCCAUUUAGGACGUAAAGAGGCCAGUAGCAAUAGAGAUUCUACAAGCACAAAGAGUGACGCAGCUUUAGUCCUCUGGUGCGUCAGUGACAGGUCGGGUACAGGUUCAAAUCUUUGUAGUCUAGAUCAAUAUUAUUCAGCUGACAUCUAUUAAGUUGGGUUCUACCUGUGUAGGCAUUGUUACUCCCUACUUCCUGCCCCGCUUUAGAGCUUCUACAUACUGUACUAGUAUCAAAUGUAGUUCGGAUCUCCAAGUUCCUCAUCUUUUUGUGUCAUUCUGAUUGUAAGUGAGAGAAUGUGUAGAUGUCUACAGUAUGUUCUCUCUCUACUCAUGUUGAUUUAAAAUGGGCUUUCAGUCAACAUGUUCUGGUUUUAUGCUCAUUGCAUCAGUAAACAUCCUGUUUUACGGUUGUAUCAUUUCCUCUGAGCAAACAAUAAACCCUACAACUGUAA
Messenger RNA from Hypomesus transpacificus, 2268 nucleotides. RefSeq names its product aspartate aminotransferase, mitochondrial. Gene Ontology annotation, biological process: biosynthetic process; L-aspartate catabolic process. The transcript has 10 exons. Gene Ontology annotation, cellular component: mitochondrion. Bases 79 to 1365 code for a protein of 428 amino acids. Gene Ontology annotation, molecular function: L-aspartate:2-oxoglutarate transaminase activity; pyridoxal phosphate binding. Lineage: Eukaryota; Metazoa; Chordata; Actinopteri; Osmeriformes; Osmeridae. The record is from RefSeq and is a predicted model, not a curated record.